AUGGAAGAUAGAACAAUUGAUAUCCUUGGUUUGAAUGAAACUAUAUUGGAUAAUACUAUUCCCAAUAAACAGGAUGAUAUCGAGGGAUACGAUAUACUUCGCCAUGAUGAGAAUAGAAAUGGCGGCCCAGUAGCUUUUUAUGUUGCACAAUCCUUGACUUGCGUUAACAGACAAGAUCUCUUAUCUCACGAAGAUUUAGACAUUUUGACGGUUGAGAUUAAAAAACAAAGUCCAAGCCUUUCUUGGUGAGAACUUCGUAAAGACCUCCAGAUUCCAAGGUAGAAAUUUUUGACAAAUUUGAAUCAUACCUACUAAAACUUGAUCAAGAAGAUAAAGAGAAUAUUAUUAUGGGUGACACAAAUUGUAAUCUCCUGUUGCAAACGUUUGACCACAAGGCCGAACACUUGAAGUUCAUUACUGAAACUUACUAA
Molecule: messenger RNA, 431 nt
Organism: Porites evermanni
Lineage: Eukaryota; Metazoa; Cnidaria; Anthozoa; Scleractinia; Poritidae
Source: the annotation of a GenBank genome assembly